AAGAGGGUUAGUUAUUGGCCGAUAUCGAGUAUUUAAUAAUAACACAGCGAACGAUUUUUAUAUAGAGAUCGUCGCGCGGAAAUAGAUAUUUUUCCGAGCGUUUGUUGCAGAAGCUAGGGUUACCUGCCUUCCGUUUUGCCUUGUUAGGAAAAGGCUAACAGAAGAACGUCAGAGAUAGCGGCAACGCUUACGAAGUUAACGUUAAAUCGAGUAUUAUUUUGCUUAACUUGACGGGUAGUGAGCAAUAUUAGCACCCAACUCUUGUUUUUAUCCUGCAUUUGUAGUCUGAGACAGAAAGAGCGAGAGGGUUCGUCCAUUUUAGCAGGACAACAAUGUCUACAUCCAACGCCAAUUUCAAAAACAAGUGUGUGACACAGGUGAACUGCAUCUUUUGUGACAGUCUGCUCUGCACAAGAGGCAUGAAAGCAGUACUUCUUGCAGAUACGGAGGUUGAGCUGUUUUCGACUGAUAUACCCCCCAAUAGAACUGUUGAUUUCGUGGCCAGCUGCUAUUCUACUGAAAGCUGCAAAUGCAAACUGAGAGACAUCGCAUGUCUCAAAUGUGGUAAUGUGGUGGGCUAUCAUGUUGUAGCCCCGUGUAAACCCUGCCUUCUUUCCUGUAACAACGGCCAUUUCUGGAUGUUCAACAGCGAUGCUGUAUCUACACUCAAUAGAGUGGAUGCGACUGGUGUGAAUCUGCUCUUGUGGGGAGAUCUUCCCGAGCUGGAUGACAGUGAAAACGAAGAAUCGACAAGCCCAUCAGAGGAGGAAUGCAUUAGGUAGAGAGGGAAACUGACAAUGUGAGAGACCCAGAGCACCAACAUUUUAGAGGUGGAGCUAAAA
This is a messenger RNA of Monopterus albus (swamp eel), 842 nucleotides long. Its product is annotated as protein FAM72A. The transcript is spliced from 4 exons. Gene Ontology annotation, cellular component: cytosol. Bases 333 to 782 code for a protein of 149 amino acids. NCBI's taxonomy places the organism in Eukaryota, Metazoa, Chordata, Actinopteri, Synbranchiformes, Synbranchidae. The record is from RefSeq and is a predicted model, not a curated record.